Molecule: messenger RNA, 1708 nt
Organism: Malaya genurostris
Lineage: Eukaryota; Metazoa; Arthropoda; Insecta; Diptera; Culicidae
Exons: 3
Coding region: 76-1629 (517 amino acids)
Source: RefSeq, a predicted model, not a curated record
AUAUAUACAGCGAAGUAGAGUACGGGCUAUCAGUUUUCUUGUAAGUCCUGUACGGGUAACACAUUCUAACAGAAAAUGGCGAAAAUUAUUGUGUUGAUAGCGUUGGUGUGUCUUGCGGGGAUUUCGGAAGCAUCGCCGAAUUUCGGCUUCUCAAUGACCUUUGCACCAUCGAGUGCAAUUACCUCCGGUGUCAGUACUUUUGUUUCUGCGUUGAAUUCUCUAAGUUCAGCCUUAAGCAGUCUACCAACGACCAAUGCUAACACCAAUGCAAACGUCACCCUUAUUUCCACUAAUCUUGCGAAUUUAGUGAAAAAUUUGGUCGUAUUUGGUAACUACGUCAAAGGAAAUAUUACAGUGGCUCUGGCGGAUACAAAAACUGAUAUCGAUACACUGUUUACGAAUAUAUACAACUCCUUCGAUGCUCUUAACACUUUUCUGAGCGUCGAUGGUAAUACCUACAUUACCACGAUUUCCGCUGUGCUAACGACUAGUCCCGCGCUCAAUCAAGUGAUCGAUCAAGUUACGAGUCUCCAAACUACAUUGAGUUCAAUAGUCACACAAUUCAACAACGUCCAGUUGGCAAUAACCAACGCUCAAACUAUAGCUUUAAACACAGGCGUCCCAUUUAAUGCUGCAGUUGCGAACGCUCUGGUGGUAGCAUCAUUAGGGACCAGUAUUAGUGGAAAUUUCACCAUCAUCCAAAAACAGAUAGCCAACAUAACCACCAACGUGAAGGGACUUGGUACGGCUGCUGCAUCGGCCAAUUCCUACAUAGCAACGGUUAACUCGAGUCUAAGCACCAGCGGAAAAACAGUCAAUACCUCUCUCAGCGCAUUCCAAAAGGUACAAACAACACUGAACACCACUGCCAUCACUUAUUCGUCUACCACCAUAAAAACAGUCGCCAGUGAUUUGAAAUCGGUAUCAUCGAAACUGGCGAUCUACGUAAAGGAUGCUACUCUAAGCGCCUUGGUCGCCACUUUCAAUUCCACUAUUGCACCCGCAAUCAAUUCUACAAUAGCCGGACUCCUUUCCGGUGCAGUUGAUGUAACCAACGCAGGCUUACAACUACUUUACACACAAACACAGACUGUAAUACAAAAUGCCUCUUCGUACUACACCAGCACGGCUUACGUCGUAUCAAUGAGCUUGGCGUCGCAAAUCAUGGCAUUGGGAACAACGGGACCGGCAUGUGGUUCGAAGUACUCCAGUGCCAUCACCAGUGCGCUAUCCACGGCAGUAAGCGGUCUCACGGCCUGUCUAACCGCUGAACAAACCAAAGCGGCGGCAAAUAUGGACAUCACUGUCCGACUAGGGCAGUUGGCUCUCAGUAGUCAUCUGGCGGUAACCAGUCUGAUUGCAUCCUGUGGAUCGUACUCCAACUUUGCAAAGGACACCGUUGUGUACGGUCAAGCGCUCUCCUGUCUGUCAACGAUGAUCACCAGUGCUGAUGCUAUCAACACUUUGUACUCCACAAUCGUUCAGCCAGAAUUUGAUCAAGGUUCUGCGUUCAUAGCCUUGGAAGCUGACAUGGCCAACACUCGCCUCAGCACCUGCAUUAACCUCAAGAGCAGUAUUUUCCAGGCUCAAAUCGCCUCAAUAUCGGCUGGAAUUGCUGCUUGUACCUAAGGCACUAUAAUUUGAGAUACGAAUAUUUGUAGUCUCUAUAAAUCUUCUAUGUAAUAAAAACCACUCAUCGGAAACAAUA